This is a messenger RNA of Scheffersomyces amazonensis, 2121 nucleotides long. RefSeq lists its product as uncharacterized. The transcript has a single exon. Gene Ontology annotation, molecular function: arylsulfatase activity. The record is from RefSeq and is a predicted model, not a curated record. Lineage: Eukaryota; Fungi; Ascomycota; Pichiomycetes; Serinales; Debaryomycetaceae. The coding region runs from base 263 to 1957 and encodes 564 amino acids.
CAUAAGAUGACUCGAAUAAGCAUAAUAAUAUACUGGACUACACAUAAAAAUUUGGCAGCACAUUACAUAAGCUAAAAGUUAGUGUCAAUGUGAGCCGCACAGCAACAAAAUAAGUUACACAAUGCUUCAAGUGUGGCGUUUUGUAAUUGAUAAUUUUAUUGCAAAAUGAUAUAACCUCCAAGAAAUUUGCUAUCUCUAUAAAUAUAAUGAAGAAUUAUACUAAAGAAAUCAAAACUAGUUAACAGGAAUCAUUAAAGCAAAUAUGACUGGUAAAAAGCCUAAUUUUCUUAUCAUUGUUGCUGAUGAUUUAGGAUUUACUGAUACUAGUCCUUUUGGGGGAGAGAUUCAUACCCCAAAUUUGGAUAAAUUAGCUAAAAGAGGUGUUAGAUUAACUGAUUUUCAUACAGCUUCAGCAUGUUCACCUACUAGAUCUAUGCUCUUAUCUGGUACUGAUAACCAUAUUGCUGGUUUAGGUCAAAUGGCAGAAUUUGCUGCUAGACAUCCUGAAAAAUUUGGUGGGAAAAAGGGAUAUGAAGGAUAUCUUAAUGAUAAUGUUGUAAGUUUGGCAGAAAUAGUUAAAGAAAAAGGUGAUUAUUAUACUUUUAUUUCUGGGAAAUGGCAUCUUGGUCUUUUGCCUGAUUAUUGGCCAAUUAAAAGAGGUUUUGAAAAAUCAUUCACUCUUUUACCUGGUGCUGGGAAUCACUAUAAAAGAAUCAUCAAAGAUGAAAAUGGUGAAGAAAUUAAGUUCUUACCAAAUAUUUAUGAAAAAGAUGGUCAAUCAGUUGAUGCAGAAAAGGAAUUACCUCAAGACUUUUAUUCAACCAACUAUUUUACUGAUAAAGCAUUAGAAUUCAUUAAUCAUCCACAAAGAGAUGAUAGACCAUUUUUGGGCCUUUUAACGUACACUGCUCCCCAUUGGCCAUACCAAGCUCCACCAGAAAUUAUUGCUAAAUAUAAGGGAAAAUAUAAUGGUGGUCCACAAGAAUUAAGGAAGCAAAGAUUAGCUGCUGCUGUAAGGCAAGGGAUUAUUCCUGAAGGCAUAACACCUCAUCCUAUCAAGACCGUCAGAAAAACAUGGGAUGAAUUAACUGAUCAUGAAAAGGAAAUUGAAUCUAGAAUUAUGGAGACAUAUGCUGCUAUGGUUGAAAUAUUAGAUUACAACAUCGGCAGAGUUCUUGAUGCUCUUGAAGAAUCUGGAGAAUUAGAAAAUACAUUUAUUGUAUUUAUGUCGGAUAAUGGUGCUGAAGGAAUGUUAAUGGAAGCUCUUCCUUUAACUAACUUAAGAUUUAAUACUUUUAUUGAAAAGUACUAUAAUAAUUCUUUAGAGAAUAUUGGUAAAGGAGAUUCAUUUGUAUUUUAUGGAGAUCAAUGGGCUCAAGCUGCUACUUCUCCUCAUUCAAUGUAUAAGAUGUGGUCUACUGAAGGAGCAAUUGUAUGUCCAUUAAUUGUUCAUUACCCUCCUGUUAUUAAUGAGUCCAGACAAGGUAAAAUUUUAGAUGGUUUUGCAACUGUAAUGGAUAUUUUACCAACAAUCUUAGAUUUAGCAGGAUUAGAACAUCCAGGAUCUGAAUGGAAAGGUCGAAAAGUUGCCAUCCCAAGAGGUAAAUCUUGGAAAUUAUAUUUGGGUGGUGAAUCUGAUGAAAUUCACUCGGAAACUACUGUUACUGGUUGGGAAUUAUUUGGUCAACAAGCUAUUAGACAAGGAGAGUAUAAAGCAAUUUACAUUCCUGCUCCUUUUGGACCUGAAAAAUGGCAAUUGUUCAAUAUAAAAAAGGAUCCUGGAGAAACUAGAGAUUUAGCUAAAAUUGAACCUAAAGUAUUAUCUUCCCUUGUUGAUCAUUGGGCAGUAUAUGCAGCUGAAACUGGUUUAAUUGAAUUUGGAAGUGACUUUUUCGAAAAAGAAAAGCUUGAAGGUGAAGAUAAUGAACUUGUUUAUAGAACAAUUGUAGAUAAUUAGAUAUUAAUUUAUUUCUAUACAUUCUAAUUUACACAUUAUACAUGAUUAACUUUUGAUUUUUCUCUUCUUAUGUUUUGGUUCCUCUGCUGGUAUCCAAAUAUCAUAUCUAUCAUCUUGAGGAGUUGUUGGCCCAUUUUUGUCAUUAAACACUUCUCUUCUCCAUU